This is a messenger RNA of Tympanuchus pallidicinctus (lesser prairie-chicken), 8898 nucleotides long. RefSeq names its product POZ/BTB and AT hook containing zinc finger 1 (gene PATZ1). Gene Ontology annotation, cellular component: nucleus. Lineage: Eukaryota; Metazoa; Chordata; Aves; Galliformes; Phasianidae. The record is from RefSeq and is a predicted model, not a curated record. Bases 4 to 2193 code for a protein of 729 amino acids. The transcript has 7 exons. Gene Ontology annotation, biological process: regulation of cytokine production; regulation of immune system process; negative regulation of transcription by RNA polymerase II. Gene Ontology annotation, molecular function: protein binding; RNA polymerase II cis-regulatory region sequence-specific DNA binding; DNA-binding transcription factor activity, RNA polymerase II-specific.
CCCAUGGAGCGGGUGAGCGAGGCCGCCGCCUGCGGCCCCUCGUCGGGCUGCUACACGUACCAGGUGAGCCGGCACAGCGCCGACAUGCUGCACAGCCUCAACCAGCAGCGCAAGAACGGCGGCCGCUUCUGCGACGUGCUCCUGCGUGUGGGCGACGAGAGCUUCCCGGCGCACCGGGCGGUGCUGGCAGCAUGCAGCGAGUACUUCGAGUCGGUGUUCAGCGCUCAGCCGGGCGACGGAGCGGCCGGCGGUGGAGAAGGGGGCUCGGCGGAGGCGGCGGCGGCCGGCGGAGCUUCGGCGGCAGGCGGCGGGUCCCCCGGGGGGGGGCGGGAGCUGGAGAUGCACACCAUCAGCUCCAAGGUGUUCGGGGACAUCCUGGACUUCGCCUAUACCUCGCGCAUCGUGGUGCGGCUGGAGAGCUUCCCGGAGCUCAUGACGGCCGCCAAGUUCCUGCUGAUGCGCUCUGUCAUCGACAUCUGCCAGGAGGUCAUCAAGCAGUCCAACGUGCAGAUCCUCGUGCCCCCCACGCGCCCCGACAUCAUGCUGUUCCGCCCGGGGGCCGCUGACCUCGGCUUCCCUCUCGACAUGACCAACGGUGCCACGUUGGCGCCCAAUGGCAAUGGCAUUGCAGGCAUGCCCGAAGACGAGGCCACGCGGGCUGCGCUCACCGCGGCACAGUCCUCCCUGCCUGUGCUGCAGGGUGUGGACCGCCUGCCCAUGGUGGCAGGACCCCUCUCCCCGCCGCUGCUGGCCUCACCCUUCCAGAAUGUUGCUGCUAGUGCCCCCACCUUAGGUACCAAGCGGGGCAGAGGCCGUCCCCGUAAAGCCAACCUCUUGGACUCCAUGAUGUUCGGGGCCCCGGGUGGACUGCGGGAGGCUGGCAUCCUGCCAUGUGGCCUCUGCGGAAAGGUUUUCACUGAUGCCAAUCGGCUUCGUCAGCACGAGGCUCAGCAUGGGGUGACGAGCUUGCAGCUGGGUUACAUAGACAUCCCACCCCCCAGACUGGGUGAAAAUGGCAUCCCUGGCCAGGACGACCCCGAUGCGCCCAGAAAAAGAAGCAGGACAAGGAAACAGGUGGCAUGUGACAUCUGUGGCAAGAUCUUUCGGGACGUGUACCACCUGAAUCGGCACAAGCUGUCGCACUCUGGUGAGAAGCCUUACUCUUGUCCAGUGUGCGGGUUACGGUUCAAGCGGAAAGACAGGAUGUCCUAUCAUGUUCGAUCCCACGAUGGCUCAGUGGGAAAGCCCUACAUCUGCCAGAGCUGCGGGAAAGGCUUUUCCAGGCCAGACCACUUGAAUGGACACAUCAAACAGGUGCAUACCUCAGAGAGACCUCACAAGUGUCAGCAGGAAAAUGGCAGCCACCAUGGAAUAAGCUCAGAGACAUCCACAGCCAUAGAAAAGUUGAAACUUCAAGAGGGGACUCUGGUUGUACAACUUAAACCUGCAUUAUUUUACAUGAAGACUUGUAAUGCUUCCUUUGCCACGCGUGAUCGACUGCGCUCACACCUAGCGUGUCAUGAAGACAAAGUUCCGUGCCAGGUGUGUGGGAAGUACUUGCGGGCAGCAUAUAUGGCAGAUCAUUUGAAGAAACACAGUGAAGGACCAAGCAAUUUCUGCACUAUCUGCAACCGAGGUUUCUCCUCUGCCUCCUACUUAAAGGUCCAUGUUAAAACCCACCACGGUGUUCCCCUUCCCCAGGUCUCCAGGCACCAGGAGUCCAUCCCGAAUGGGGGAGCAGCAUUCCACUGCGUCAGAACCUAUGGCAUCAAAGAAGGACAGAAAUGUUCACAUUCGGACCCGAUUGAAAGUUCCGAUUCAUAUGGAGAUCUCUCUGACACCAGUGACCUCAAGACUCCUGAGAAACAGAGCACCAAUGGGUCCUUCUCGUGUGACAUGGCAGUCAGCAAAAACAAAAUGGAGACGGAGGCAGAGAAGAAGUACCCUUGCCCUGAAUGCGGCAGCUUUUUCAGAUCGAAGUCUUAUCUGAACAAACACAUACAGAAAGUUCACGUCAGGGCCCUUGGUGGCCCGUUGGGGGACCUUGGUCCUGCUCUGGGAUCCCCCUUUUCACCCCAACAGAACAUGUCUCUUCUGGAGUCAUUUGGGUUUCAGAUCGUCCAGUCAGCAUUUGCAUCAUCCCUUGUGGAUCCAGAGGUCGACCAGCAACCGAUGGGGCCAGAGGGAAAAUGAGAUCAGUCUGACCUUAAAGCAAAGCAGCAGUCUGGCUAUAAUGAUAAGAUGCUGUGAAUGAAAGAGGAAAUAAUGAAAUUUGGUUCUAUAGCUGCAAUUUUUUUUUAAAUUCAUUUUAGCUUCCCUCUUUGUCUCAUGCCCUACCCCACCUUUAAACCUUCACUAGGGAGAGGGAAAAAAUGCUUCUUAGCUGAUGAUUUACAGAAGAUGGUGACCUUGGUUAGGAGACGUGAUUUAAAACACCAAGUGGAGCUAUAAAAGUUGCAGCCAGUGUUUCAUCAUGAUCUUCUAGAAUAAAAAACGAGCGCUGAUCUGAGAAUUAGAGACAGUCAUAGUAACCAAGGCACGUGGGAGCUACAGCUACAAGGAGCUGUAUUCUGUUUUCUCUCUUCUUCCUAUCUUCCCUAACCCACCCCAGGAAAACACAGUAAGUUUUGAAAACAGACCCAUUAUUGACUGAACAUAACGUUAAGAAAAAUGUCCCAUGGUACCUAGCAGAUUACAAUGCAGUUGUCCUUUUAAAAACAAACAAGAAGAAAAUAAAGAAGGUGAGAGAAUUUGAACCCCUUCUACCAUUUGUGAGGCUGUGAGUGCUGCAGCAGGACAUAACUGCUGAGUAAAAUCACCAUUCAGAACAGGUUGUUUUUGUUAUUUUUAACCAUUAAACUUGCUGUCGGAUUUUUAAUUCUCUAUUAUUAUUAUUUUAGGACCUGUUGUAGUGAAUUGCUACUGAAAAGCCAGUCUAAGGCGAGACACAGAGCACUCUUAAAGCAGCAGUCACAUUAGGGUUAGUAUUCUUUUUUUUUUUUUUUUUAGGUGUACCAUAAUUAAUAACUUGGCUAGUUGGUUGUUUUUAAGUCUAUGAAAGAAAUAGUUUUAUGGGGGAAAAAAAAUGGAAAAAAUACCAUUGCAGUCUGGUUGACUGGUGCUCAUUUUUCAUGUGGGACCUGGUGCCGGUACAAACGCAAUCAGCUAUCGGGUUAACACGAUGUACCACUGACUUGUUUAGUGUGAAUAAACCCAGGGGUUCACAGAGUGGUUUUGAUUUAAUUGGAUUGGACUCUAUUAAAGAAGUUAGUAUGUUACUUUACAUCCCCUUGUUUGGUCUGGUUUUUGAACAAUUUAGCCACCUGUCCAAAAGGUGUGCGAAUGAGAACCAGUAAAUAUGGUGUUAAUCCCUCUCCAUUGUACUGCACUCUCAGUGACCUGGGCUUUUUGGCUACAGUCUUGCUUUCCUGAUCUACCUUCAGUCAGGUUUGCAAAAGCCAGGCUUGUUCAUUUAUUUGCCAAGAAAGGUUUCUAUUAUAAGAGAAUGUGAACAGUAGAUCUCUGAAAAAGAAUUGAUUACAGAAGGCGAAGAAGCAGGGUUUCUAGGCUGUUUGAGGUUCUGUUUAAUCUGAAUAUGCCACUUGAGCAGAAAUAGUGUCCUUUCUUGGUCCUCCCUCUUCCCGUGUAAUUUUUUCAAGUUCUUUAUGUAGCAAAUCCAGAUAUAAAUGUUAUGUAAUCAACUAAACACAGGGUUAUGAGCUAGGAAUACUCCUGAGUUCUAAUCAUGGUUCUGCUAUUGAUGGUCAAAGUUGCAUAGACAACGGCAUAAUCAUUGAAUUAAUUUCUUGAUUUCCUGUAUGUGAGAAGUUUUUUCUACAUCACCUAAUUGCUGUGAGGGGUAAUGAGCAGAGGUUUAAGGAGUGAUUUGGCAAAUCAAGCUCCUAUGUAUGCACUGAAUGUUUCUAGAAAGGCCACUUUGAAGAGCCCAAGUUCCACACCAAACUUGCACUCUGUGAAAUAAUGGUUGUCCCCAUCAUGAAUACAGUGCUGGUUCAGGAUAGACCACCGCAGUCCAGGAUCUACAUCCUCUCUAGGAGGUGUGUUUAUAUGAAAUAAGAAGGUAGCCACAAAGGGCUCUGGUGGCACUCUGCAUUGUCCAAGUGCUCCCAGUCCAAACUGAGCAGCUAAAACAAGACCUUGUGGGAUACAGUCCUAUUUUGGUUUUGUGUUUGAAGUGGAGCCCUUUGUAAGGUUAAAGGUUUUAGGAUGCCAUUCUAAACUCUACUGAUUUAGAAUCAGCAGCUUCUCUCUUAUAGGAAGCUCCUUUUUUAAGCUUGCUCUUGAGUAUUUUAAACUGAGGUUGAAUAAUCAAAGACUUUCUCCUAAUAGAACCAGUGCUUUCUAAAUUUGCAUAUUUCAUGCAAAUAUGGACUUGACAUUUUGCUAUUAAUCUGAGUUGGAAGACUGAAUGACACGCUCUUCUCCAGUCAUCUUCCUCCAGAAUCCCUGGAACAGGUGUGAGUCUCAUCUAAAAGGGAAAGAAAAACAAAAAACCAGCAAAAACCCCUUUAAACUAAGGUGUACUGAUGAGCUUAUUUGACAAGUAGAAACAGGACAUUUCUAGAAGGUAACAAAAUCUGGAUUAUGUUGAGACAACCCUGUAAGCUGCCAAGCAAUUCAAGAUAGAGCAGGCUUUCCACUCAGCAUAACAAUUCCUUGGAAUUAACAAAUGUAAGUGCAGUCAUGCUGACUUGCAGGUAGCCAGUGUUCAGUAAUGAGCAGUGAGCUGUGAGGAAGAUUUCUGUAGAACUGAGGCUGUGCUCUGAAAGAUGCGCGCAGUUUGUGUCCUCAGUGUUCCCAGCACUUGGAGAACACGGGGUAGUCAUAAAAUCCAUUUCCAGAAUACAGGUUAUUUUUACUCUAGUUUUAGUUCCACUGACUUUACUGUUAUUGGUGAGUUGAAUUUUGGCACCACACGCGUUGGAAUUUCAUUCUGAAAGCUACAAAUUUUGGCCUGAUGAAACUAAUGAAAAGCCUUCAGCUACAAAGGAAACCGCCUAAAACACCGUGCGUUUUGCUCGUCAAAGCAAAUGCUUACUAAGUUGUCAGGAGUGAAUUGAAUGAAAGCUAUUUAAUUCUCAGUCUAGUGAACAAGGAAGCAAUUAGGCAGUAACAAUCCUGAAAUGACAAUUCUAGUGUAAAUGGGAAAGAUUUUCACCAACGUGCAGAUUAGUGCCAACAAGUACUAACAUCUUCAGCAGAAAUGGAUUUUCAGAGCUCUCUCCUGUUUUGGAGGCAUAUUAUUCAGUUCUAAAUAGGAAUUUAUGUGCAAAUUCUACACUUUGGGGAGUGUCUGCUGCUUAUAGAUCAUAAAAGAGAUCCAAACAGAAACUCAGCUUCAUCAGUUCAGGGUUCAAAGGGAAAUACUUAAAUUGCUUCAAGCUGCAACCUCACUGAGGUUGUUUCUAUUACAUUUUUAACAUGUCAGUGUAUAGAUGCUAACUAUCUUUUUUGUUAUUUGCUAGGACUGCAGUCCAAUGUUGAAGUCAGUGCACUGCUCUGCAAAGGAACUUCAGUUAAUACAAAUUCUGAUAAUCAGAUUAGUUGUACUUCUUUGUAUUAUGGGAGUCCUUAAACCCCUCAACUGUGGUUCAGACCCUUCUGUAUUAGGUAUGAAAAUAUCUUCAACCUUUAUAAUCUAGAUAUUAAUGAUAGACAAGGCAGGAAUAGAUGUGAGCAUUUCAUAAGUGAAUGAAUGAAACAGAGUUGAAACUCUUAACUGCAUGCUUAAAUGUUGUGUUGAACGCAGGGGCUCAGACUUAUCACUAGGCUUUUCUUUUUGCCUAAAGUAAGUUAUGUCCACCACAAGUGCCAGGUUUAUAUAUAUAUUAUAUAUAUAUAAUGUAUUAUAUGUAUCAAUAUAUAUUAUGUAUCAAUAUAUUAUAUAUUGAUAUAUAAUAUAUUUAUAUAUAAUAUGAGUUUAUUCAAUACCGAAUUACAUGAAGUCAUGUCACCUUGCAUUUGCCACAUGCUAGGUGUCUGCAAACUGACUGGUGUGACUUAUCUGAUGCAUGGCAAUAUGACGGCAUGGGAGCUCUCAAUCUUAAGUGAUUUGCCCAUGAUAAUGUGGGAAAUUAAUAGCAGAACCAGAAACUGAACUCAGAUUUUCCUUCUCUCAAUCCAGUGCCUUAACUAUCAUAGCUCAAAGUAUUAUGGGGAGAGGGUCUUUUUUUGUUUGUUUUGGUUUUUUAAACCUAGAACUGUAAGAUGGUGAGGAGUUGAUCUUCAUUCCUAUCUUCUGAAUAAUUGCAAAUGCCCAGUCAUUGUUUUAGACCCAUUUGAGUGCCAGUGACUAAGGGAAUGUUUGUUAUUUCCCAAGUAUUCUCUGAAAUUAUUGUUUCUCCCUUACCUGCUAUCAGCAGUAAGGAAUGACUUGACUUGAAUAGAAAAGCUGUGUAACUGAAUGUCUACCUAACUCAACUAAUGGAAUUGAUAGUAUGAAAUCUAACCUAGAUUUUGUAGGCUCUGUUGUAGCUUUAGUGUCUUGUUUUUGUUUUGUUUUGUUUUCCCGAAAUCUUUGUUCCUAGAAUUCAAUAUUUGAAUUUUUGUCCUGAGUCUGGAGUGGGGCCCCACUUCCAGCUUAAUUUUUUUUAAGGUGCUUGCUUGAGGAAGUAGAUGCCAAAGUAAAUUUCAAAGGAACUCCAGACUUCAGUGUUGGGAGAACAGAUGGAAAGCGAGAGCUUUCUGUGGGUUUCAUGAGAGAUGAAUGGACAAAGCAAAACACAACUAUCAAAAUUUUAUGUAAUGAAACAGGAAAGGCUUUUCUGUAUCAUCCACAUAAAGAGAAAUAUUUGUGAUGGUUCAGGGUGGCAGAAACUCUGAGAGCAAGUGCCAAACAAAACCAUGGAACACAUUGGCUUUUUCAGCAUUAUGAAUAUAUCUUAACAGCAUUAUGAAUAUCUUAAUGUAAAUUAAGCCAGCUUUAUACCAUUCACCUUUUGCAUGGGCACAGUACAUGAGUUUUAAUUGAAUAGAACAUAAGCUCACGUUGAAUCUCUGAGCUUAUGCUCUCAGUUCCAACCCAAGAGACAAAACAAAUGAGCAAAGAGGGAAAAAAAGAAAAAAAAAAAAAAAAAAGAGAAAGGAAACAUUUGAAAAAGAAAGCAGAUUGUGGAAGAUGCCCCUGCCUCCUGAUUGAGUCUGGCUUUUUAUCCUGUACGUGCUUUUCUAAAUGAGAACCUUCAGCCGCUGUGAAUGAGCCUUUGGGAACAGAUGUGGCUUUCAGCCCAGUCUGCUGCUCUGUGUCCCUUUAAGAAAGCUGUGUGUUUAGGAGCACUGAGCCUUGGACAGAGGGAGGCAGUGGCUGGGCUGCAGCCUGAAGCCACUCUUUACUGUUGCAGAAUCAGCAGCAGCAACAGCUUUGGCAGAAUGUAUUUCUGCCUGCUCCCUUGAUAGUUUCACCCCCAUACAUUCCUUUGCCAGUGUAUGUACCUGUUCAGAUCCACACAGUUCUACAGAUUAACAGUGCUACCUGUAAAACAGACUGGAGAACUAUUUGGCUAACUAGAACAAAAAAAAAAAAAAUAAUUGUGACAUAACUACAAAGUCCUGCAGAACAGGAGCAAGCACCCUGGCUAUAAGGAGUUGUGGGGAUGGCUGUAAUGGUUAAAGCAUGCUAGUGGAAAACCACAGUUGUUUGCUCUGUGGUAGUGGGUAAUGACUGCCUCUUUGUAAAGAAUUAACACCUUAUGUCAUCUCUGGCCUCUUCCUGUGUUUAGUUCCCAUAUGAAAAAUGAGAUGAUGAUAACCUUGAGUAAGAAUGAUUCAAGUGCCAAACUGUCCUGCACAAUAGUGCUACUUAACUGCUACAAACAUUUGGCCCCACUGACUCCAGGCACGAUGCAAAGUUAAGCAUCCGGCUACGUUCUUCCCAAAAAGUGAAAUAUCUAAAUAAAUUUAAAGACUGCCUGGUGUUAUUGAUCUGCUCUCAGGGUUUAUGUGAAUGAAGCUUUUCCUGGGUGGCUUCUCUACUUGUACUGCAGUUUUGGAGACUGGGAAGCGCUCUGAGCUGAGAUGUGCCGAAGGAAGGAGGUAACUGGUGUCUCAGUGACUCCCUCCUAGCUCCUGGGUUCCGUGUGGACCAUGGGGUCACUUCAAACAGCCACCAGCAGCUAUAAAUGCUCUCGAGCUUCCUGCAGCCACAUAGCGAGUGUGGGUAAGUGCUUCUGUAAUAAAUCAAUCUCACUCCCGCUAAUAGCUUUUUGGCUGCUGUGUCUACAAACUGGUGCCUUCUCCAGGCAACUUCUACAUGCCCUCUGCAAAUUUGUCAGACUGACUGCUGGCUCUUAAAUAAUCAACCAAGCCUUGCUCUUGGGAUCAGAAUUUCUCUUCAGUACUGUUAUAAUCUGAAAGUUUGCAGCAAUUAGUGUUAAUACACAGUGUAAGAGAAAAUAAAAGGCUGUUCUCAGAUGUCCUGUAGAGCAAACAACCGAAACACGAGUGUGGGGAUGAGCCAGGAAGACUGGCAUUUUUCCCUGGCUGCAUGCAGUGUGGACAAGACAGUGCCUUGGAAGGGAAGGAGCAGAAAAGUUUGCCAUUGGCUCUGAUGAAUCUCAAUCCUGCUUCUACUGAAGUUGUUGGGAAUCCUCCCAUUAUCUUCAGUGUGAGCAAGAAAGGAUCUUAGGUGAGGAUGGAUGACUCUUUCCCUACUUGAAUGAAGUUUCUUGCCUAUUUAUGGGCCUGCUUCUAUUGAAACCGAGCCUGUUUUAGCCUUUUGGGUUCUUAGGGACCUGUUUGUAUAAAGCAACUUACCUACCUAUCUUUUUUUUUUUUUCUAUUGUGUGUAUUUUUUUGUAUGUUCUGUUGGAAGGUGAAGCCUCUGUAGAAGGGGAUGCAAAAACUGGUUUUUAAAUAGUAAUAAACCAAAAGAGAAUUAAA